UCACGUUCAGACGCAUUCUCACGUUGUUUCGCAUUGCACUUGUUGACAUUUCCUGACGGCUGUUUGCGAGUAUUGUACAUUACCAAUGCUCUCGUAAUAAUUGGAUGAACGUCUUUUCGUUGUUAAGUCGAAUUCGGUGGUGAUCAUAAGAAACAUAUUGAAUGAAUUGCCAAUUGGUGAAACUAGAAUAAGACUAAAACAGAAUAAUAUAAUCUUGGAACCACGCUUCAAUUUCAAAAAGUCAAGAUCAUGUUGCAUUGAUCCUAUUUUGUAAAUUUUAAAAUUCAGUGAACUUGCGAGAUUAACCAGUAAACACCUUUACGCAGCUAACUGGAUUGCAGCAGUGCAUGUGUGGUAGACCCAAAGAGUAAUAGCAGUGUAUGCCUGUCCAUAUCAUACAGACUCGCGAUCCGGUGGCACUCGAGGCGGGUACAGCACAAAUCGCGAACAUGAUCGGCGGCGACCGUUGAACGGCGAUGGACGACAACGACGACGGAGGUGGCAGCAGCAGCAGCAGCCCCGGUGGAGGUGCAGACGAACGGCGUUCGGUCCGGCACCACGGCAAACACCACAAAAUGGCCCCGCCGAACAGAUGGCCGGCCGCCGGUGGAUCGGCAGCGGCCGUCGCGUCGGUGGCCGACGUCGUCCGUCCGGCCGCGGUCGUCGCGAGCCACCACCACCGCCGGCACGACGUGUUGGCCGCUGUGGUCGGCGGCAACGACACCGCGGCCAGGUCGCCACAGCCGCCGCCGCCGCCGCCGCACGUGUUGCAACACGCCGCGCCGGACAGCAUGUGCUACACGACCAACGAAGUUCUCGUCAUCAUCGCCGUCACGUGCUUCCUGAAUUUCGCUUUCAUAUUGCUCAUCAUGACGUGCGUGCACUGCUUCACGGACCCGUCGCAUCAUAAGAAAUUCGGUUCGGUGGCGUAUGCCGAACUCGGCGACGAGCUGUUCGACGCCGACAUGAUCGACGGGGACACGGUGACGCUGCUGAAUCCGACCAAAUCGUCGCGAGACGCACUGGACUAUGCGUACGAAAAGAAAAACGGCUUCGGCGAGUGCGAUCUAGAGUCGUGCGCGCCCUACCGGGGCUUGAUACGCGACCACCGGUGUAAGUCCCGACGAAAAUCCGAAGAUGACCUGCUCAACGCAGCAUUCGAAUGACCUCGAUGGGCGGUCGCCCCGGACCUGUGCCGGGCGCGGUCCGACAUGUUCGCGUUGAAGACCCUGGGUCGGGUGGAAAAAAAAAGACACCGUCGGUUCGGCGGUACUAAAUGGGUGACGGGGCCACGUCAUAAUAAGUAUUCUGCGGUAACCUAGACAACACGCACAUCACAUAAUGCCAUAUUAUACAGUAUGCCCCCUGCCAUAUGUUGUUGUCAACCUGACCUAAUCCGACCUAUAAUAUUUGCAUAUCUGUUGACCUAUGUAUCGUCCACGUUUACACGACUUAUGUCAAGUACAAAAAUCAGAUUUUGGACUUAAAAUUGUGUACGGGACGAUGCACUAAGCAUGCCCGCCUCUUUCUUCUAUUUUGAUGAUGCAGCUAUUUUUAAUCUGAUUUUUGGAAUUGUUCAAUGUACAUUGUACAUGCAUGAAAACCAUAUUUUUAAAUUCUUGAAAUCUUUUUAUUACCACUCAAAGAGUGCAUCGUAGAGAUACAAACUACUAUUUUUUCAAAUGAUAACUCCUCUUUUCCAGUGUGAAUUGUUUAAAAGAUAAUAUUUCUUAAAAUGUUGUCGUAUGAAAAUAAAAAUUCG
This is a messenger RNA of Melanaphis sacchari, 1762 nucleotides long. RefSeq lists its product as uncharacterized. NCBI's taxonomy places the organism in Eukaryota, Metazoa, Arthropoda, Insecta, Hemiptera, Aphididae. The record is from RefSeq and is a predicted model, not a curated record. The coding region runs from base 477 to 1166 and encodes 229 amino acids. The transcript is spliced from 6 exons.